Anguilla anguilla (European eel) is the source of this 2768-nucleotide messenger RNA. RefSeq names its product partitioning defective 6 homolog beta-like. The transcript is spliced from 3 exons. Gene Ontology annotation, biological process: establishment or maintenance of cell polarity; centrosome cycle; regulation of cellular localization. Gene Ontology annotation, molecular function: protein kinase C binding. Gene Ontology annotation, cellular component: cell cortex; apical plasma membrane; nucleus. Lineage: Eukaryota; Metazoa; Chordata; Actinopteri; Anguilliformes; Anguillidae. Bases 1580 to 2614 code for a protein of 344 amino acids. The record is from RefSeq and is a predicted model, not a curated record.
UCUAGAAUGUCAUUGUAUGCUUUAGCAUUAAGAUUUUCCUUCACUGGAACUAAGGUGCCUUGCCCAAACCAUGAAAAACAGCCCCAGAUUUUGGGUAGGUAGUGUUCUCUUGGCAUUCGCCAAACCCAGAUUUGUCCGUCACACUGCCAGAUAGUGAAGCAUGAUUCAUCACUACAGACAAUGAGCUUCCACUGCUCCAGAGUCCAAUGGCAGUGUGCUUUGCACCCCUCCAGCCUAUGCUUGGAAUUGUGUGUGGUGAUCUUAGGCUUGUGUGUGGCUGUUCAGCCAUGGAAACCCACUUCAAGUUCCCGACAAACAGUUCUUGCUAACGUUUCUUCCAGAGGCAGUCUGGAACAUGGUAGUGAAUAUUGCAAGCGAGUACAGAUUACUUUUACGCACUGGCGGCCCUGCUCUGUGAGCUUGUGUGGCCCACCGCUCUGCGGCUAAGCUGUUGUACCUCCUAGAUGUUUUCACUUCACAAUGACAGCACUUUGUUGGCCAUGGCAGCUCUAGCAGGACAGAAAUAUGAUGAACUGACUUGUUGGAAAGGUGGCUUUCUAUGACAGUGCCAUAUCGGAAGUCACUGAGCUCUUCAGUACGACCCAUUCUAUUGCCAAUGUUUGCUUAUGGGGAUUGCAUGGCUGUAUGCUGGAUUUUAUCAAGCAUGGGCAUGGCCAUGUAGUUCAUUUAGCAAAGUUUAUGACGAUCCUCUUAACAUGCCGACUACACUACCCACCACAAGAUGGCGUGAAAGUUAUUGGCGUUCAUAAAAAUACUUAAUGCAAAAUUUUUAUUUAGGAUGUAUAUCCUGAAUUUCCUUAAAUUUGACCUAUUUGCUCUUAUAAAAUGAAAUAUAUUAGAAUGUAGUGCUGUUAUAAAUGCUAAAUCUGUUUUCAUACAUGUUAAGAAAUUAAUAAAAUAAAUUAAUCAAUUGUUAGAAGGUUUGCAAGCAUGGAAAAGUGCAUACAAAAUAUACAGAUGUAGGCCAAAGGUAUUGCACUUCUUCAACAAAUGAAACAAAAGCGCUACAGACAGGAUUUCUGCUGUUAUUCCGGGGGACCGUGUACGAUAGGUUGUAGGCAGCGGGAUGCAAUCCAGACAGCAGUCUGAGCUGUGUGUGCAGACAUUGCUUACUGUGCGUAAAUUUGUCUCAAAGUAAACAUGGAAAUGUAGAAGGACCUUUUUCACAAAACUUAGCAUCAUUGCACAAAUGUCUCCGUUUAUACUGUGGGAAAAGCAAGCACUGCAGUGUAUGGUGAGGGUAUAAAGUGGCGCUCUGGCUACUGUCGCGUUCUAACCUGUCGGGUGCGCGCUUCUUGGAAACAAGUCUACGGUUAUGAUCAGGUUACCAGGUGCGGUCACUGGCAUCAUGAGCUCUGAGCUAAUUAGAUUUUUAUGUAUGAUAAUUUGAAAGCAGGUAACUGUCGAGCGAAGGCAUCCUCGAAGACGCGCAACGAGCGCAAAGCAAGGGGCUGAAGACAUAAAAACCGGACUGUUUCUGAGAUUUAAUACAGUCGCUGUGUGGGGGCGGAUCAGCGAGGACAAGUUCUGGGAAAUAUUGUGGUCCUGCAAGUGAAAGAUGAACAAAAACCACCGAGGGCUAAACACCGAAACUCCGAGCGCCAUGGAGGUGAAGAGCAAGUUUGGAGCAGAAUACCGGCGGUUCUCGCUGGAGUGGUCAAAGCCGGGUCGAUUUGAAGAGUUCUAUGGUCUCCUCCAGCACGUGCACCGCAUUCCCAAUGUGGAGCUGCUGGUGGGCUACGCCGACAUCCACGGAGACCUGCUGCCCAUCAACAACGACGACAACUACCACAAGGCCCUCUCCACCGCCGGCCCACUGCUGAGGGUUUUCCUGCAGAGAAGAGAGGAAGCAGAUGAGUCCUCCUUUGGCUCUCCAGGGCGCUUGAAGAAGAAAGCGGCCCUGCUUCGGCCCGACGGGCAGCGCAAGCAGCCAGCGGUGGCCAUCAGCCUGCCGCGGGACUUCCGGCCGGUGUCCUCCAUCAUCGACGCGGACGUGCUGCCGCACGGCCUGCGCCGGGUUCGGCUGUAUCAGCAGGGCCGCGACCGCCCGCUGGGCUUCUACAUCCGCGACGGCUCCAGCGUGCGCUUCACGCCGCGUGGCCCGCGCAAGGUCCCGGGCAUCUUCAUCUCGCGCAUGGUGCCCGGCGGGCUGGCCCAGGGCACGGGGCUACUGGCCGUGGAUGACGAGGUGCUGGAGGUGAACGGAAUCCAGGUGUCGGGGAAGACCCUGGAUCAGGUGACGGACAUGAUGGUGGCCAACAGCCACAGCCUGGUCCUCACGGUGAAGCUCGCCGGCACGCCGUGUCAGGGCUGGGUCAGCGCAGUUCAGCAACCCAGCUGCCCUGCGUCUGCGCGGGCCACGGCCACUCAGGCCACACCCACCGCCUACGCCAUCCAGAACUUCCUGUUGGAGGAGCUGGGCUCAGACUCAGCGGAGGAGUGGGAGGAUGAGGAUGACCUAGUGAAGGAGCUGGGAGCCGAGGUUACUCCCACAUUGCCCAGCUACAGCUCACACCUGGACCUGAGGUCUAACAGCAACACAGACUCACUGAGUACUCUUGAAAGUGAAGAGGGGUUUGUCACAAAGCUGUAGUCUCACACAUGCAGACAGACUCAAGGCUCAUCUACGCUCCAUGCGUAGUUGCUGCGGUGCAAAGCCGCAUGCACUGCGUCCAUUAUAUCCAGUAUGGCUGUGUCCAUCUAUAGCUGCGUUUCCACCGCAGGAACUAUACCCCGGAACUAGGAAC